AUGCCAACGCCACCAAAUAACUCCCCGACAGCCUCAAAGGAUUCCAGCUUUUCCUCUCAGAAAGGCUUCAGUUUGCCAGUGUCUGUCACCAAGCCAAUCGUCUACGUUCCAAAAGGGAAAGAGGAGGCAAUACUAAGCACCCCGAUUUCCGGAGCCAAGGUCAUUGCCCACAAUGUACUCGAAGGCGGCGCCAACCAUUGGUGCUUCUACCUAACAGUUGCGCCCGACGUUGGCCAGCACGGCGACAUGGAGACCCUCAUUCAGGUCGACUGCGCCCCGAGCGGUCUUGCCGGGGCUAUGCUACGCAAUGGCAGCCAGGCGACGAUUGUCGUCAGCCAUGUGGAGCGCGAGAUGCCCAACGACGCCCAGCAUGCCGCGACUAUGGCUGUGUCAACAGGAUGUAGAGUUGGCAGCUUUAUCCGCGCUAUUGAGGAGAAUGGGAGGGACAAGUACGACUUUGAUGAGAAUGGGCGCGGGUGUCGGCAGUGGACAAGCGAUCAAAAUGAUUUGUUUCUCCAACUCGGGCUCCUCAGCAGCGCGGAGCAGGCAGAACAGGCCAAAUCGGAUAUCUUGCUCGAGUGGGAAGGGUUUGAACCAACAGGCCGUCGCUUUCCCCUGGACUGCGGCGUGUACUAUGAGUAA
Colletotrichum orchidophilum is the source of this 642-nucleotide messenger RNA. RefSeq lists its product as uncharacterized. Lineage: Eukaryota; Fungi; Ascomycota; Sordariomycetes; Glomerellales; Glomerellaceae. The record is from RefSeq and is a predicted model, not a curated record. The transcript has a single exon. Bases 1 to 642 code for a protein of 213 amino acids.